CGCCGGGUUAUGGUGGCACCGGGCUGAGCGCCGGGACGCGCCGAGGCGGCAGCGGGGGCCGAGCCCGGAGCCAUGGAGGGGCCUGGCCAGGAGGCCUACGAGGAGGGGAUGAGGAGGAGCCUGGACCCCGAAGGCUACGAGGACCCCGGGCUGAAGAGCUCCCACCUGUCGCUGGGCGAGAUGAGCACUGUGUCCGUGACCGAUGUGGACCUGGAGGCAGCAGGGAGCAGGAGGCUCCUGUCCCAGCCGGACAGCCACGAGGGAUACGUGGAGCUGCACGAGCUGGUCCUGGACAAUGCAAAGGACUUGUGCUGGAUGGAGGCCGGCCACUGGCUCAGGCUGGAGGAGGACUUCCAGGAGUCCGGGGACUGGAGCCAGCCCCACCUGUCCUUCCUGACCUACCACAGCCUCCUGGAGAUCCGCCGGGCCCUCAGCAAAGGUGCCAUCCUCCUCAACAUGGAGGCCAACUCGCUGCCCGCCAUCGUCCACAUCCUGCUGGACCAGCUCAUCUACGAGGGGCAGAUGAAGCCGCAGGACCGGGACGAUGUCAUGAGGACGCUGCUCCUGCGCCACAGCCACCCCACCGAGGACGAGUCGGUGUGGACGAUGCCGCCGGCGCUGGUGCAGCGCUCGGGCACCGGCAGGGCCGACGUGGAGCGGCCUCUCCUGAGGGAGCAGCGGCCCGUGGAGAUGAGCAGGAUGGCGGGGAAGGAGCAGAGCGGGGUCCCCAAACCCCAACUCCUGGAGACGAUCCCAGAGGGUGCUGAGGCCACCCUGGUCCUUGUGGGCUGUGCAGCCUUCCUGGAGCAGCCCGUGCUGGCCUUUGUGCGCCUGAAGGACGCGGUGACACUGGACGGUGUCCUCGACGUGUCCAUCCCCGUCCGCUUCCUCGUCGUGGUGCUGGGGCCCGACACGCCCCACAUCAGCUACCACGAGAUCGGCCGUGCCAUCGGCACCAUGAUGUCCGAGAGGGUGUUCCGCCGGGACGCGUACCUGGCCGAGGGCCGGCCGGAGCUGCUGCGGGCCGUGGAGGAUUUCCUGGACGCCAGCAUCGUCCUGCCGCCCAGCGAGGCCCCCAGCGAGCCGCUGCUCCGCGCCCUGGUGCCGCUGCAGCGGGAGCUGCUCCGACGGCGCUACCAGCCCCUGGAGAGGCUGCACAUCGGGGACUUCCUGAAGGAUCUGGGGAAGGACGAGGCGGCUGCGGAGGAUGACGACCCCCUGCGCAGGACGGGGCGGCCCUUUGGGGGGCUGGUGCGGGACAUCCGCCGCCGCUACCCCAAAUACCUCAGCGACAUCAAGGAUGCCCUGAACCCCCAGUGCCUGGCCGCCGUCAUCUUCAUCUACUUCGCGGCGCUGUCCCCCGCCAUCACCUUCGGGGGCUUGCUGGGUGAGAAGACCAAGGGGAUGAUGGGGGUGUCAGAGCUGCUCAUCUCCACCUGUGUGCAGUGCGUGCUCUUCAGCCUCCUCAGCGCCCAGCCCCUCCUCGUCGUCGGCUUCUCGGGACCCCUGCUGGUCUUUGAGGAAGCCUUUUACUCGUUCUGCAGCAGCAAUGGCCUGGAGUACAUCGUGGGACGGGUCUGGAUCGGGUUCUGGCUGAUCCUGCUGGUGCUGGUGGUGGUGGCGUGCGAGGGCAGCUUCCUGGUGCGCUACCUGUCCCGCUACACGCAGGAGAUCUUCUCCUUCCUCAUCUCCCUCAUCUUCAUCUUCGAGACCUUCUCCAAGCUGGUCACGAUUUUCAAGCAACACCCACUGAAGAGGGAAUACAGCGUGCAGGCUGAGGUGCAGCCCGGGGUGCCCGAGCCCAACACGGCGCUGCUGUCCCUGGUGCUCAUGGCUGGCACCUUCUUCCUGGCCUACUUCCUCCGCGUGUUCAAGAACAGCUCCUUCCUGCCCGGCAAGGUGCGGCGCCUGAUCGGGGACUUUGGGGUGCCCAUUUCCAUCUUCAUCAUGGCACUGGCUGAUUUCUUCAUCAACGACACCUACACCCAGAAACUCAGCGUCCCCAAAGGGCUGCAGGUCACCAACGCCACUGCCCGGGGCUGGUUCAUCCACCCCAUGGGCAACACCACCCCCUUCCCCAUCUGGAUGAUGUUUGCCUCCGUGAUUCCCGCCCUGCUGGUCUUCAUCCUCAUCUUCCUCGAGACGCAGAUCACCACCCUCAUCGUCAGCAAGCCCGAGAGGAAGCUGGUGAAGGGCACGGGCUUCCACCUGGACCUGCUGCUGAUCGUGGCCAUGGGGGGGCUGGCAGCCCUCUUUGGCAUGCCCUGGCUCAGUGCCACCACCGUGCGCACCAUCACCCACGCCAACGCCCUCACCAUCAUGAGCAAGACCUCGGCCCCGGGGGGCAAAGCCCAGAUCCUGGAGGUCAAGGAGCAGCGCAUCAGCGGCCUGCUGGUGGCUGUGCUCAUUGGCGUCUCCAUCCUGAUGGAGCCCAUCCUGAAGUACAUCCCCCUGGCUGUGCUCUUUGGCAUCUUCCUCUACAUGGGCGUCACCUCCCUCUUUGGCAUCCAGCUCUUUGACCGCAUCCUGCUCCUGCUGAAGCCCCCCAAGUACCACCCUGAUGAGCCCUACGUCACCAGGGUGAAGACUUGGAGGAUGCACCUCUUCACCUUCACCCAGAUCGUUUUCCUGGUGGUGCUGUGGGUGGUGAAGUCCACGCCGGCCUCGCUGGCUCUGCCCUUUGUCCUCAUCCUCACCGUGCCCCUGCGGCGCUUCCUGCUGCCCAGGAUCUUCCGGGACAUCGAGCUCAAAUGUCUGGACGCAGAUGACGCCGUGGUGACCUUUGACGAGGCCGAGGGGACAGAUGUGUACAACGAGGUGCAGAUGCCCAGCUAAGGGCGCCCCCAACGCCCCCCCAGCUG
Messenger RNA from Melospiza georgiana, 2861 nucleotides. RefSeq names its product solute carrier family 4 member 1 (Diego blood group) (gene SLC4A1). Gene Ontology annotation, molecular function: solute:inorganic anion antiporter activity; monoatomic anion transmembrane transporter activity; bicarbonate transmembrane transporter activity. The transcript is spliced from 19 exons. Gene Ontology annotation, cellular component: basolateral plasma membrane; plasma membrane. Gene Ontology annotation, biological process: transmembrane transport; monoatomic anion transport; bicarbonate transport. The record is from RefSeq and is a predicted model, not a curated record. NCBI's taxonomy places the organism in Eukaryota, Metazoa, Chordata, Aves, Passeriformes, Passerellidae. Bases 73 to 2835 code for a protein of 920 amino acids.